UAAAUUAUUACAUCCAACAACAAAAUAAAUAAAUAAAUAAAUAAAUACAUACAUACAUUUAAUUCCACUUUAGCGCGUUAAUGGUCAUCAUUUUUGAUUAUUCCAAGUUUCAGUCAGCUGUAUCAGCACGAACGCUCUAACGUGGGAAGUCGGAAAUUUCCGAGUUCUCGGUUGUCGUGAACUCGAUAUAUGACCCGGAUGGAGACUGCUUCAAUAAAUGCUAAAUAAAAUAAAGCUGCUCUUGUAUUAAAACAACAACAAUAACAUAUUCUUACGUACAAGAAUUCACGUGUUGUUUUUAUAACUUAAAAACAACUAAGCCGUUUGUGUUUGUUAUUCUCCGCUCUACUGUGUUCAAUCAAACUGAACUCUAAAGGUCACGAGGUCACGAGAACUAAUUUAUAAGUCUCUGAGCACAGUCCAGCACCAUGACCAAUGAAAGGACAAAAGUGAAGUUCAACUGGCUGAAGGACAAAAGUGAAGUUCUCACGGCAUUCGUCUCACCUACGAAAUUCCAGAAGAACGAAGUCGGUUUGGCUCGGCCCACUUGCUGGGGUGAUGAUCCAUCGGAUGAAUCGUGUAAAGACUCCUCUCCCAGCCUGGACAUGUCCACCAGCUCAGUGGAACUGGCAGAAAUGGCAAACAUUAAACUCAGCACACCUCGAGAGAAAUGUGUCACACCAUCGCAGACACGGGGCUCUCAGAAAACACACCGUCUGUCCAGCAGACCCCGCAGACUGUUCGAGAACACAAAGUCUCCAUUGUCCACUUCUGAUGAGAAGAGAAAAGGCAGAACUCCAGAGGAAGGAUCAAGGGCCAUCUACCUCAGAGCCCUGAGUGCCGCGCUUGGUAGCAGACAGAGGAAGUUGCCCCACACUGAGGCCCGUACCAAGAGGCUGCAAUCCCAGACAGCUUCUAUAGAAACCAUUGCUGUUAAACCUGAGACGGAAAGGAACACAGAGGACAAUGUAGACACUGAGGAAGAGGAGAACGCAGUGGUAACUCACCCCAAGAAUGUGGUCUUGAAAGGUAGCGACUUUCCUGAUUGGUCAAAUGUUGAGGAUUCUGUCAAGGACGAACGUGUGGAGCGAGUGAUGAUGUGCGAGAAGUAUGGAGAAGCUGGCGAUGCUGAAGCUCCACCUCCUGUUGAAUAUGUCCCACCUCCAGAAGUAACGCUGACCCCACAAACCUCAUUUGGUGUGCCAUGGAUUGAUCUGCCCCACCAGCCCAACACUUUCCCUUGGAGCACAUGGAGAGAGGGCAACUCUUCUGCCAAUAAUAGCAUGCAUCUACCCAAUAACCCAGUCGUAGGUUUGGGACGGGACCUCAGUCCUAAGCAGCCAAUCGGACAGAGUCCUUCACCUUCACACUCUUGUGUCCUGUCUCCAAACGAGCUGUGUGAGUUCUCUCCACUGUUUAGACACCGGUCUCCAUAUGCACACUUGCCCUGUGGAUCAACAUCAUCCCCUACUGAUGACCUCAUUGACCGCAGCAGGUCUGCAGAAGCAGAGCCUCUCUGGCUGUCAGACUCCAACUCAUUGGGCUUCAUUGACACUCACUGUCACCUGGAUAUGCUGUACGGGAAGUUGGGUUUCCGUGGAAGCUUCCGAAGCUUCCGGGAGAAAUAUAACAGCAGUUUCCCUGCGGAAUUUCAUGGCUGCAUAACCGACUUCUGCAACCCGAGAAUCACAAAAAAGGAAGCCAUCUGGGAAUGGCUACUAGGAGAGGAGUACGUAUGGGGUGCCUUCGGAUGCCACCCUCACUUCGCCAAGGAGUACAAUUCCACUCAUGAGCAAAGCAUCAUGGGAGCCAUGCGUCAUCCCAAGACUGUUGCGUUUGGAGAAAUCGGUUUGGAUUACUCGCAUAAGAAUUCAACCAGCCCCAGCAAACAGAAAGAGGUGUUCGAGAGGCAGCUGCGACUGGCUGUGUCUUUGGGGAAGCCGCUGGUUAUUCACUGCCGGAACGCUGAUGAUGAUUUGCUGGAUAUUAUGAGGAAGUGUGUUCCACGAGACUACAAGAUACACCGACACUGCUUCACCAACAAGUACUCCGUAAUCGAGCCGUUCCUGAGCGAGUUCUCAAACCUGUGUGUGGGUUUCACGGCCCUGGUGACAAACUCUAGCGCUGUAGAGGCCCGAGACGCUGUAAGGAAAAUCCCGUUGGACCGAAUCCUGCUGGAAACCGACGCACCCUACUUCCGACCCAAACAGGUGUCUACAUCCGUGUGUAGGUUUUCUCACCCAGGGAUGGGAAUACACACCCUGCAGGAAAUCAGUGUGCUGAAGAGAGAGCACUUCUCCACCGUGCUCAAAACGAUCCGUCAGAACACCACACACAUCUACGGCCUGUAAACCCUGUAUAAAUCCUUAAAGGUUGUGAAUGUUCUACUCGCACAAUACAGUUUUAUUAAUUAAAGAUUAUAGAUUCAAUUUCACUUAUCAUAGGUGACUUAUUCUUGAGUUACUCACAUUCUACAGAUCGACCUCCACGGAUUUAGAGGAACUGGAUCUGGCUGGAUUUUUUUUAUUUUUCUUGAAUUUAGCUUCACAUCUUACAUUUAUUAUUUUGUCUGUGCUUUCUGUGGGAAAUAAAAAAAAAAAAGUAUCUGCAGUAUGUGGAUAUGAUGUGUAGAACCUGGCAACCCUACCUAACAGAGCUUAAAACGAACGAUUCACGACACCAGAUGGAUGAGAAACGCGGCAGGACAGAAAAUGUUUAAUUAAAAAAAAAUACACACUGACAAGACCGCAUUAUUGUCAAUUUAAUUGUGUUCAUUUCUGUUUCCUUUUUAUUUCAUUUUAUCUGUUGUUUUAAUUACGUUCAUUUCGAAGUGUUUCGAAUCAGGACGCUUUCCGUUCAGAAGGCGUUAGUUUGCUCCGUCUGAAAUAAAUGGUGAAUGAACACAAGCCUGUGACUUUACUGUGUCAGUAUUAAUUCUUCAGUGUGUGUGUUUGAGGUAUCAGAACCCACCUGAAGUUGGUGGAUCACCACCCAGGACAUCCAGUAACAUCCUCUGUAGCACAGGACCGUAAUCCUCAUAUUGUGUGUCACUGAGAGACACG
Tachysurus vachellii is the source of this 3062-nucleotide messenger RNA. RefSeq names its product TatD DNase domain containing 2 (gene tatdn2). Gene Ontology annotation, molecular function: hydrolase activity, acting on ester bonds. The record is from RefSeq and is a predicted model, not a curated record. The transcript is spliced from 7 exons. Bases 429 to 2351 code for a protein of 640 amino acids. NCBI's taxonomy places the organism in Eukaryota, Metazoa, Chordata, Actinopteri, Siluriformes, Bagridae.